Perognathus longimembris pacificus (Pacific pocket mouse) is the source of this 1260-nucleotide messenger RNA. It is a transcript of the gene Il5ra, whose product is annotated as interleukin 5 receptor subunit alpha. Gene Ontology annotation, biological process: immunoglobulin mediated immune response; cytokine-mediated signaling pathway. NCBI's taxonomy places the organism in Eukaryota, Metazoa, Chordata, Mammalia, Rodentia, Heteromyidae. The transcript has 10 exons. Gene Ontology annotation, molecular function: cytokine receptor activity; protein binding. The record is from RefSeq and is a predicted model, not a curated record. Gene Ontology annotation, cellular component: external side of plasma membrane; membrane. Bases 1 to 1260 code for a protein of 419 amino acids.
AUGGCACCUGCACUGCUGAUUCUUUGGGGGGCUGCCGUGAUAUUGCAAGUGGACUUGCUUCCUGACAGAAAGUUUUUACUUCUCCCACCUGUGAAUUUCACCAUCAAAUUUAUGGGUUUGUCUCAAGUUCUUUUACGGUGGGAGCCAAAUCCUGACCAGGAGCAAUGGAAUGUUAAUCUAGAAUAUCAUGUGAAAAUACACACUCCACAAGAAGACGAUUACGAAACCAGGAAGACUGAAAGCAAGUGUGUGAUUCCGCUCCAUCGUGGUAUCUCAGCAAGUGUGCAGACGAUCGCUUGGCGCCAGGGUUCUCUCCUCGCUAGCACCUGGGUUUCUGCUGAACUUCACGCCCCACCAGGGUCACCUGGAACCUCCAUUGUCAAUUUAACUUGCACUACCACCACCACCAUGGUGGCAGAUAAUUCCACGGCCUUAAGGCCCUACCGAGUUUCUCUGCGUUGUGCCUGGCUUGCUGGCAAGGGUGCCCCUGAUGAUGUACAAUACUUCCUCUAUUAUAGGUAUGGCUCUAUGACAGAACAGUGCCAAGCAUACAGCAAAGACGCACUGCACCGAAAUACCGCGUGCUGGUUCCCCAAGACUUUCAUCCACAGCAGAGGCCACGAGUGGCUUGCAGUGCACGUCAACGGCUCAAGCAAGCAGGCUACCAUUCAGCCCUUCGAUCAGCUCUUUGCUCUACAUGCCAUUGAUCAAGUAAACCCUCCAAUGAACAUCACAGCUGAGAUUCAAGGAACUCGCCUCUUUAUCCAUUGGGAGAAACCAGUUUCUGCCUUUCCAGCCCAGUGUUUUGAUUAUGAAGUAAAAAUUUGUAAUGCAAAGAAUGAUUAUUUUCAGAUGGAAAAAGUGACAACCAACGAAUUCAUCGCAACCACCCAUGCUAUUUCCAAGUAUUCCGUUCAAGUGCGGGCCACGGUGAGCUCCGCAUGCCGAGAGCCGGGGCUCUGGAGCGCGUGGAGCCAGCCUGUUCACGCCGGGAAUGACGAGCAGGCGCCCUGGGCAGGAUGGUUUCCCAUAGCGCUCACCGCCACGUUUUGUAUCCUCUCGUUCAUUUUCUUCCUCGUCUGCAGAAUAUAUAACUUGUGGAACAAGUUGUUUCCACCAAUUCCAGCACCCAAAAGUAACAUCAAAGACUUCUUUGUGGCCACUCACUAUGAGAAAACUGGUUCCAGGGAUACAGAAACUGAGGUUAUAAGUUAUGUGGAGGAGCCUGGAAUGGAGGUCUUGGAACACUCUGUGUUUUGA